UCCGCAGCUCUGCAAAACAAACGAGGAAAACGCUGUGGUCCAGUGGCUUCAGCGGCUUCAGCAUGUCCGAGUACCCGCUGUUCCAGUUGGGAAAACCACGCUUCGACCAGAACACAUUUUUUGGUCGCUUCCGACACUUCCUGGAUGUGAUUGACCCCAGCACUUUGUUUGUCAGUGAGAAACGACUUAAGGAGAGCAUUGAUCUCCUCCAACGAUUUAAAGAAGGAACCCUGCCACCUGGUGUCACAAAUGAACAGCUAUGGAAAGCCCAGAAGAUAAAACAGGCGAUCAUCCACCCGGACACAGGGGAGAAGAUCCUGAUGCCCUUCCGCAUGUCAGGUUUUGUCCCCUUUGGCACACCUGUGGUUGUGGGACUCCUUUUACCAAAUCAAACCCUCAUGUCCACCAUCUUCUGGCAGUGGCUGAACCAGAGCCAUAACGCCUGUGUGAACUACAGCAACCGCAACGCCUCCCAGCCAAAUCCGACGUCAGCGUUUGUGUAUGGGUACCUCGGAGCAGUGACCAGUGCUGUGUCCAUAGCUGUUGGUUUAAACGUUUUAAUCCAGAGAGCCAAAAGUUUCAGCCCCACGAGCAGACUUCUGGUGCAGCGGUUCAUCCCCUUCCCAGCAGUGGCCAGUGCAAAUGUUUGUAACGUGGUGCUCAUGAGGAAGUCGGAGCUGUCUGAGGGGAUCAGUGUCCUGGACCAGAACGGGAACGUGGUCGGGACAUCCAAAGUUGCUGCAAAAUAUGCACUGCUGGAGACCGCUCUGACUCGAAUUGUGAUGCCGAUGCCCAUCCUGGUUCUACCUCCGAUGAUCAUGGCUAACCUGGAAAAACUGCCGCUCCUGCAGGGAAACCCCAGACUGGUGCUGCCCAUCCACGCUCUGGUCUGUCUGGCCUCAUUCGCCUUCGCCCUGCCCCUCGCCAUCAGCCUCUUCCCUCAGACCUCACAGAUCUCUGUGGAAAAACUGGAGCCAGAGAUCGGCGAAGCAGCAGACAGUAAGAUCGUUUACUACAACAAAGGACUUUAACACAGGACAGCCACUCAAACUGCGGGAAACAGCUGGACUCGAGAUGCAUUUGACACAUGUUUGUACAUGUCUUAAUGAUGCUUUAGUGACGGUGGGAACAGGUGCUCAAUGAACUCUCUGGUAGAAUGUGAAAUAACAUUUUUAUAAGGACAGAGAUUCAAAAAUAACAUUUAAACUGCACUGUUACUAUAUUUCUGUAAUGUAAUUUUACUCGCAACUUAAAAGUAUGGGGCGACAGUAGCUCAGUUGGUGUGUUUGUCCACUGAUCCGAAGGUUGCCGGUUCGAAUCCCACUCUCGACGUAGACAUCAUUGGUAGAGCGUUUUACUGACUACUGUUGAUGUGUUCUUGGGCAAGACACUUAAUCCACCUUGUCCUUAGUGUCUGUGUACAUUUGUGCGUGUGAAUGGGUGGGUGGUUUCUAGAUGUAAGGCUUUUUGAGUGUCUUAAAAGUGGACUGCGUUAUAUAAAAAUGUGACCGUUUACCAUUUAAUGUCACUUUUAAAAAAAUCUGAACUUCCAAUAAACAACUGAGUGCUAGUAUACAAUAGUGAAAUACUGUAUGCUCUAUCAAAAAGCAUACAGUAUUGACUUUUUAUAAUCCGAAAUUUGCUUUGUUUAGUAUUUAUUCUUAUUGUCCGGGACCAUACAAACACUUUAACCUUAAGAAGAGAAGAUUUAUGAUAUAAACAUGCUCUAAAGAUCUCCAUAACAACCUAAUACCCUCUAAUUGCUUUGUUGUUAAUUGAUGCUUGUGUCAGAUCCACACCUCUCGCUUGAAUGUUGUUGCUUCCUCUGCUUUGCUCCUCUGUAGAGACUCACUGUAUUCACGCUGUAACCGCUGACUCAGAUCACUGGAGCUUUUACGCACAGCCUCCGUUUCUCCUUCAUUAGUUUAAACUGACAACAAGAGGGCUAACUUAAAAUAUCAUAACCUUCCAGAAAGUUACACAGAACAAGGAAAAUUACUUUGCUUUCUGUUUUUUUUUUUUUUGUAUUGUAUUUAAACUAUUGUGACAAACACGCACGUAAUACAAUGAAGAUGCCAUUUAGUAAAUAUCCUGUAAGAGCAUGUGCUGUUGAUGAUGUGUCCUUGGGCAAGACACUUCACCAUAACCCCAGUUUCAACAUGUGCAAGUGAAAUGUUGAAAAUAUUGAUUUGUAACGAUUCAAUUAUUGACACAGGUUCUACCGUAUUUAUAGUGUGUUGCAGAGUCGUUAGCACUUUCGCCUCACAGUGAAUACGUAACAUUGAUUUUUGUUGUGAUCCAUCAAAGCCUUUAUAUGUGUGAACUCUGGAUGUAUUGACCUUUUUGACGGCUUUAAAUUGCCCAUAGCGGAUGAGUUGAGUGGAUGUCUUUCAGUGUGUUUAGCUCUGCGAUUUGCAAACAGUUUGGUAAGAGGCCGAGACGGGCAUCAUCCCACCUAUGUGAAAGACUAUAGACCAGUAAUUGGACAGAUUUUUGUAUUAUAAAGACUGGAAUAGAAAGGGCAUCUGAUCUGAAAUGUUUGUCAAAUUUAUGCUCAAAAACGAUAUGGUAGAAUUCAUUUCAUGUGCUGAAAAGAACGAUAAAAAUAAUGCAAAUAUCACUGUUGCAGAUUUGAAAUACAUUUACUUACAAACUUUAUCCAUAUUACAGUGUGAGACAUGAGAUGGUUGAAAUGGUUUGUACUAAAUGAGGCUUGUGUCUCUUUAAAUACUUUAAAAUGAUAAAAUUAAAAACAUUCUUUAAUGCUUUAGAAUGUAAAUGUGUCUUAAGUAUCAACAAAUCUCGCAUUUAUUACAUAUUUGUUGAGGUUUUAAUAGCUCCGCAUACUUAUUGUGAGUGGGCUCGCCUCUUUACAGACCUGUACGUGUCAUCUCGACGUCUCCAUGGCGAUUUACAUAUUUGUUUUGAUAUGGACAUGGCGUCUAUGUUGGACAAACAGAUGCAUAGUUUCGCGUGUUACAGCAAAAAAACUCAAUUUCAGCACCUGUUCAUGUGACAUUUUUAGAGCAUUUCAAACUGACAGAUACGUUUUAAUGCCAUACUGUGGAACAUUAAAUCCAAAGCAACCAGGAAAGCUGUUCACCUUUAACUCACUGUUCUAAAUACCCCUCUUUACCAUGUAUAUUUGCACCUGCAGUGAGUAUAGGAUUUCCUGGAAAGUCAAAACAGUGGAGCUGCUUCCUUUUGGGAUCACAGAUGUCGAACUUAUUGUGUGUUUUUCUCACUGUCUGCGCGAGGACCGGCUAACCGUGUAUUUCUUUUGCCUUUUCCGCCCCGCUCCUGUGUGUCGGCUCUUAGCUUACAAAACACAACACCGGGGUCAGACACGGCGCUCAUCUCUGAAGCUUUAGGGUCAUUACCACAAAUUCCUUCCGCUCUUUCUGACAGAUGGCUGUGAAUGGGCCAGCGCACAAUAGUAGCUACACUUUUAGCUCCUUUUUUCCUCAAACGGGACGACACCUUGAUGCCCCCUUUUCACUUUUUGCAGGAAUUCGGAGAGCAGCACCUGACACCUGCGUGGCUGCAUUCCUCAUCACCACUUUUGUCGAGAAGUGUGGAUGUUCAAAGUUGUUGGGAAAGAUGUAGGAUUUGGGGAGCAAUUACCGAAGUUUUUACGUGUUUUACACUUUGGUAACUGUCCAAAUUUUUCAUCAUUUUGAGAUCCAUGAAUAGGUAAAGUAACAAGUGCACAGGCAAUUUCUAAUUUUAUUCAUUCACUCUCUCUAGUUACGGUUAAGGUUAGUAUUUAGGGUGAAAAAUAGGAGAGGUGGACAAUAUAUCGUUGCCAAUAUCCGUAUCGGUGAUGUCAUUUUGUUCGUUUUUUCCUAUAUAUAUAUCGGUGUCGUCCAAUACGGAAAAAUCCCCCGAUAUCUCCUACUAAUAUUUUUUUUAAAGCUUCCAAUAAUCUGAUGGUGCUCAUAUGUCAAUCCCAGUUUAUCCUCAGUGCAUUCGAUGAGUCUUUUUAAACUGAUCGCUUAUUUAAAAUGGAAUUGGCAGAGGAAUUAUUAAUAAACGGUAAAUCGUCACAUUUUUAUAUCGCGCUUUUCCACCUUCAAGGCUCAAAAAGCUUUACAUCAAGGAACCACUCGCUCAUUCACAUUAACAAUCCUACAUUGGUGUGCACAGAUAAUGAACUACUGUUGCCCCAUGAUGAGAUUAAGAAGGCAAAUAUCGGUUAUCAUCACCAGUAUCAGUUAAUAAAUACAUAUAUUGGAUCAUGUCACAACUCAAGAAUAUCUUCCCUACAACAGAAAAUAGCUUUGAUGACGUGCCUGUUUUCAAGGUCCGUAAGCGAUCAUUAUACAGUAUUUGCUCUAAAAAUAUGACCCUAUUAUCCCUCUUUGAUCCACAUUAAAGUUACCCGCUGUUCCUCUGCGAAGAAACAAGCUGAACACGAUCGCUUUGUCUCUUAUUGUGUAGGUUUAAUCAAAGUCGGCAGCAGCCUGUUUCACACGUUUCACCUGGAGCUCACGAGGAGACAUAAUGAGCGAAGAAGGCAGAUUGGCACCAGAACGACUCAGUAUUCGCUCACAUUCUUUGUACUAUGACAUUACAGGAAGUGAUAUUUUAACGUAUAUUUUAAUGUCUUACAAAUGCGAUAUUGAUCAGUGGUUUAACUGUGUUUUCAUUUUUGGUGCAAACUCUGAGCACAGCAUCCAAACAGACACUGGAGGGCGAGGUGGGUUAAGUGUCUUGCCCAAGGACACAACAACAGCGUUCAUCUGUGGGAGCUGGAAUCGCGCCGUGAACCUGUGGAUCUGACCGCUCGGCCGAUGACGUUAAUGUCGAGAGCGGGAUUCGAAUCGCUAACCUUCAGAUCAGUGGACACUUUACCAACUGAGCUGCUGUCGUUCCUUGUUAUUUCUACUCCCUUCCUAAUGAUGCAAUAUUUGUUUUAAAUUGUUAAUCGCUAUGGCAACUGCGCUAAUCAUUCUCAAACCCACGGAUAUGUGCAGCUGUCCAGGCGUGUUUGGACGUACAUUUGCAGAUUGUUUUUCCGCGUUACCUCUGUCAAUCCAAUGUGUCUUGAUGUGAAUGUUUCUUUCUUUAGAAGGAGAACAAAUGUAUAUAAUAAAUUGAUGCAAAUGUGUACAUC
Molecule: messenger RNA, 5116 nt
Organism: Periophthalmus magnuspinnatus
Lineage: Eukaryota; Metazoa; Chordata; Actinopteri; Gobiiformes; Gobiidae
Gene: sfxn5a
Product: sideroflexin 5a
Exons: 14
Coding region: 63-1031 (322 amino acids)
Biological process (GO): mitochondrial transmembrane transport; monoatomic ion transport; citrate transport
Cellular component (GO): mitochondrial inner membrane
Molecular function (GO): citrate transmembrane transporter activity; monoatomic ion transmembrane transporter activity
Source: RefSeq, a predicted model, not a curated record